Messenger RNA from Penicillium brasilianum, 1330 nucleotides. The record is from the annotation of a GenBank genome assembly. NCBI's taxonomy places the organism in Eukaryota, Fungi, Ascomycota, Eurotiomycetes, Eurotiales, Aspergillaceae.
AGACUCUACCAUUCCUACAUUCUCCAUGGCCAGCUGGUUUCAGUCUAGGACGAUAGAUAAUCACCUGGAGGCUCAUACACCUCAGCCCGACUAUGAGCUGGAUCAGGAGUGGCAGUGGCCUUUCUGGAAAUUUGGCUAUGAUGAUCCCAACGUUCUGUUUACCACCCUGCAUGCUGAGUUCAACUCCGUGAAGUGCGCGAUCCAAGAUCCUCACGGCUGGCACCAUGACGUCUGUGAUAUUGCGAAUAUCGCAAAGGACAAGAAUGAAUUCCUAACUCUGCUCAAGACGCGACAGAACGAGAGGUUUGAAGAGAUCCAGGUCGCCUGGGAAAAGACCAAAGCACUGUUGAGCGGUGAGCUGUCACAUUGGAACGCGGCGCCGGACGAGACUCUUUUAUGGGCUCUUUUCUUACGUCUAGCUCGAAACUUUUCCUACGAUUCUCUCGUCGGUUACUUCGGCUCGUAUGUCACGAAUGACCAGCCCAUGAAUCCUCCUCCACUGUCAAGACUCGCCGAAAACCGUCCAGCCAAACAGCAACAGCCCAAAAAAUGGCCCGGGAGAAAUACAGCAAAGUCAUCCCGCAUCACGAAGCGCUCACAAGCAGCCUCAUUAUCGAUAUGUGAACAACACAAGGGCCGGGGUGGUUUACGGAGAAGUUCCCGUUUGCGACAACAACAACAACAACAACAAAAACGUGAAUACUCGAAGGAGUAGCGCACAAAAUCCACAACUGGAAGCACUUCUCGGUAUUAAUCUGGGCGCCAAGGGUGGUUGUCUCGAAAGUGAUAAACAAGAACUAGCGCUAUCACGUCGAUAGCGCCGUAAUGUUCCAUAUGGCACAGAUGGGCGGCCUUGCAAUUGCUUUAGUGGCUGCGGGCUUCAAUAUGGAAAAAAGUGGAGGACCAUCUAUUCAUAGACGCGAGUAGGGAUAACGUGUACUCGGAUAAUCACUUGUGUGAGCCGCUUGCCAGAGUAUCUUCGAUAGUGUUGCAAUCCCGAGGUUCUAUCUCCCGCGAUUGAUGCCGCGGUCAUGGCCAUUCGGCGAGAGUUUUAUGUAUAGCUGGCUGGUGGUGCUGCCUGUUUCGUUUGCAGAAUAACUCAUUUGAGCUACAGCCUCAUAUUCCAUCAGGACUUGCGGACGUGAGAUUCGCUUUUCGGGAAUCAAUUUGCAAGGUUUUCUUUUGUUGGGUGGCGGGGACUGACUUUGACUAUCGCUGUACAUAAUAUAACUACACAUUAUCCCUAGCUUAGUAUGCAGUACGAAGACAAUUUGUCGGCCAACAGCCAGUAAAAUAUCUUCACGAGAUUCGACUUGUAACUAUGUUUUGG